Messenger RNA from Delphinapterus leucas (beluga whale), 2340 nucleotides. RefSeq names its product Rh family B glycoprotein (gene RHBG). The record is from RefSeq and is a predicted model, not a curated record. Gene Ontology annotation, cellular component: plasma membrane. Gene Ontology annotation, biological process: ammonium transmembrane transport; ammonium homeostasis. Gene Ontology annotation, molecular function: ammonium channel activity. NCBI's taxonomy places the organism in Eukaryota, Metazoa, Chordata, Mammalia, Artiodactyla, Monodontidae.
AACUCAACUGUUGAGGCUCAGUCCUCCCCGGCCAGGUUAAUCAUCAAUGCCUAGAGAGCCGGCUGUUCUUUAUCUCCGUUCCCUAUCGCCUUUUCAGUUGGGCAAAAGAUUGAGUAAUCCCUCUCCUCUCUCUUGUAUUAACCCUGGAGGGGCUCGGCCAGGGAAGUCUGAGCCUAUAAGGCCGCUUAUUCUUUGGGAAACACUCUCUAACAGCAUGUUUGAGGGGGCGGGUGCCCUCCCUUCUUCCUCCCCCCCACCGCCCCCUGCGGUCGCGCAGCUGCGCCCCAGCAGUUAGAACAUAGGGCGCCUCUCUAGGGUCAUUUCCAAGCACCUGUCCCAACCGGAACGGCGCCAGGGUCACCUGGCCCAAAGGAAAGAGGACUUGGGGGUACAAACGCCCCAUCGCCUUCCACUCCUUGCCCCACCUCAGGCCUGGGACGCCGCCCACCCUUCCCCGCCUCCCGGGCUGGAGCCAGGAACUGCGGGCAGGUAAGCCUCCUUGUGGGCGGGGCCUGGCUCCAGUGGGCGGGGCCUGGCUCGAGUGAAACCUACCCGGCCCGCCCGGUGAGUGUCUCCCAGGGCCGCGCGCCAGGAGCCCUAGCCGGAGCCGGAGACUCGCAGCUUCUAUCCCAUGGCCGGGUCUCCCCGCCGCACCGCGGGCCGGCGACUGCAGCUGCCCCUGCUGUGCCUCCUCCUCCAGGGCGCCACCGCCAUCCUCUUUGCGGUCUUUGUCCGCUACAACCAUGAAACCGACGCUGCCCUCUGGCACUGGCACAACCACAGUAACGCGGACAAUGAAUUUUACUUUCGCUACCCAAGCUUCCAGGAUGUGCACACCAUGAUCUUCGUGGGCUUCGGCUUCCUCAUGGUCUUCCUGCAGCGCUACGGCUUCAGCAGCGUGGGCUUCACCUUCCUCUCGGCCGCCUUUGCCCUGCAGUGGUCCACACUCGUCCAGGGGUUCUUCCACUCCUUCCACCAUGGCCACAUCCAUGUAGGCGUAGAGAGCAUGAUCGAUGCUGACUUCUGCACUGGGGCUGUGCUUAUCUCCUUUGGUGCCAUACUGGGCAAGACUGGGCCGGCUCAGCUUCUGCUCAUGGCCCUGCUGGAGGUGGUGCUGUUUGGCCUCAACGAGUUUGUGCUCCUUAGGCUCCUCAGGGUGAAGGAUGCAGGAGGCUCCAUGACUAUUCACGCUUUUGGUGCCUACUUCGGGCUGGUCCUCUCCAGGGUCCUCUAUAGGCCCCAGCUGGAGAAGAGCAAGCAUCGCCAGGGCUCCGUCUACCAUUCGGACCUCUUUGCCAUGAUUGGGACCAUCUUCCUAUGGAUCUUCUGGCCUAGUUUCAACUCUGCACCCACUACGCUGGGGAAUGGGCAGCAUCGGUCGGCUCUCAACACGUACUACUCCUUGACUGCCAGCACCCUCAGCACCUUCGCCUUGUCAGCCCUUGUCGGGAGGGAUGGGCGGCUGGACAUGGUCCACAUCCAGAAUGCCGCACUGGCCGGAGGGGUUGUGGUGGGGACAUCGGCUGAAAUGAUGCUGACACCCUUUGGGGCUCUGGUAGCUGGCUUCCUGGCUGGGACCGUCUCCACACUGGGGUACAAGUUCUUCACGCCCACCCUUGAGUCAAAACUCAAAGUCCAAGACACGUGCGGUGUCCACAACCUCCACGGGAUGCCUGGGGUCCUGGGAGCGCUCUUGGGGGUCCUUGUGGCUGGACUGGCCACCCAUGAAGCUUACGGAGAUGGCCUAGAGAGCGUGUUUCCACUCCUAGCCAAGGGCCAGCGCAGCGCGACGUCUCAGGCCAUGCACCAGCUCUUCGGACUGUUUGUCACACUGAUAUUUGCCUCUGUGGGUGGGAGCCUUGGAGGGCUCCUGCUGAGGCUGCCCUUCUUGGACUCCCCGCCAGACUCCCAGUGCUACGAGGACCAGGUUUACUGGGAGGUGCCUGGGGAGCAUGAGGAUUUAGCCCAGGGACCUCUGAGGGCAGAGGAACUGGAGACUCGGGCCUAACUUGCUUCCAGGCCUUGAAAGGACGCUCUCCUUUUAGAAUAUGAUGGCUGGCUACCGUUGGGAAGCUUUUCUUUUCUAGUUCCCAUCACUUCUGCUGCAAGAAAGAAGACAGGAGCCGGAAGGAGCCUCCUUACCAUAGGCAGCAUUGGGGGAGGGGCUGUAACUAGUGUGGUGAGGGGAGAGCCUCACACAGCCCCACCCCACCGCCCCACGCCCUGCAAGUGAGGCCCCCAAGUGACUGCUGAUCCACUGGACCAGCAUCACUCCGUUACAGUGAAGCCUGAGCCAGGGCCUGGCUCUCUGAGGGUGAUAAAUACCACAGUCACCGAGGA